GCCCCUCUGCUGGGGGCACCCCCCCGACUAAUUCACCAUGCUGAGCAUCAAGUUACCACAGCUGCUCCGGGUUCAUCAGGUCCCUCGGGUCUUCUGGGAAGAUGGAAUCAUCUCAGGUUAUCGCCACCCCACCAGCUCUGCCCUGGACUGUGUGCUCAGCUCCUUCCAGAUGACAAAUGAGACUGUCAACAUAUGGACCCACUUCCUGCCUACCUGGUAUUUCCUGUGGCGGCUCCUGGCCCUGGCGGAGGGUCCUGGCUUCUGGUCAGAGCCGUACCACUGGCCGUUGCUAGUGUAUCUGCUGCUCAUCUGCCUGUAUCCGUUCACAUCCUGCUGUGCCCACACCUUCAGUUCCAUGUCACCCCGAGCCCGCCACAUCUGUUACUUCCUGGACUAUGGUGCCCUCAGCCUCUAUAGCCUCGGCUGUGCACUCACCUAUGGAGCUUAUGCCAUGCCUUCCUCCUGGCUCAACAGCCCCCUGCACCAGCUAUUCGUGCCCACAGCCGCAGUCAACUCUCUCCUCUGCACCUGCCUUUCCUGUUAUUCGAGGUUUCUAGAACUGGAGAACUCACGGCUCAGUAAAGUCUUACGCACGGUUGCCUUUGCCUACCCGUUCUUCUUUGACAACCUCCCACUUUUUUAUCGGCUCCUGCUGUGUUCCAGUGGGGGCUUCAGCUGUGGGCAGGAAGCUCUGAGUGCCAACCACAGCUACCACCUGCUCUGUGCCCUGCUCACUGGUUUCCUCUUUGCCUCCCACCUCCCUGAACGUCUGGCACCUGGCCGCUUCGACUAUAUUGGCCACAGUCACCAGCUGUUCCACAUCUGUGCAGUGCUUGGCACUCAUUUCCAAUUGGAGGCAGUGCUAGCUGAUAUGGGGGCACGGCGGGACUGGCUGGCAGCCCAUAGCCCUCCCUCAUCCCUGGCAGCCACAGUGGCCACCAUGGGCCUUGCUGUGACUGGGAACCUGCUCAUUAUUGCCAUCUUCACAGCAACCCUGCUUCGUGCCCCCCAAGCCUGCCUCCUACUGCAAGAGACCCAGCCUGAGUCAGUAGGCAGGGCCAAGGGGGAAUAAGAAGAGGAGGAGCCCCAGAAGGCUACUUCUCCCCAGAGACCACACCAUCUAACUCCCCACAUUCUGGCUCAAUCUGCUACCACCCUUCUCUCCUAUAGUGUUUUCAUCUCUAGGAGAGAAAUAGAUCAGGGACCUAGGUAUCCAGAUCCCCAGGCCCUGGCUCAGCCCUGGGAGGCUGAGGGCAGAAAGUCCUGAGCCUGUAAGAAAGAGAGGCAAGGAGAGGAGAGGAAAGGUAGAAGAGGAAAUGGGGAUUGGGAGAGGGCAGAGUGACUGGGAUGAAAGGGCAGGGGAGGAGAGGGAGUAGGAGACUGUUGUUUUGGGUGGAGGUAGGUGCUAAGGGUGAGAGAUGGGACAGCUAGUGGAGGAAGGCCUGGGGAUCUCUCAGGUCCCCAGAGUGUGUCCAGGCUCAGGGGGAUGGGAAGGAUCCUUGAAGGGUUCAAACUGAAUUUGGUUGUGAGCUGAAGAGAGUAGUUGCCGGGGUCUCAGGACCACAGAUUGGGCCAGAGUAAGCUGUUAGGGAUAUUAGAAGUUCUAAUAGGGGCUACAUCUAUUAGGUUAUUAUCUGGGCCUAGGUUAGAACAAUAUAGGGAAAGUGUUACAGACACAACAGAGCAAUAUUAGGUGUCACAUAUUAAGGUGCCUUACUGGGAUCCCUAUUCAGGGUCAUGCAGAGAAUCUGGAUCAGUCUUUGGGGAAAUAACUCUCUUUAGGGACCUUUGGAGUGCAGUGCUCAAUGAUCUCCUCUGCCUGAGGAAACUAAUGCCAUUAAUUUAGACUUCACCAAAGGGGCCAUGCUUUAACCCCGACUUUUGGGACCAAACUCAAGAGGGGAGGACACAAAACACCUGCCUCACCUGGCGCUCUGGCAUGCCAAAAUGACCAGAAUGUCGUCAUCUCCAAGCCAAGAAGAGAGGUGAAAGGGAUAAAGGAACUGAUUGAUUCCUGGGAGAAACUGGAUUGAAACAGUUAUAGCCCUCUUGGUGUGGGUAUCUGCUUUACUAGCACCUACUUGCCAAUAAAAGAUUUUCUCUCCCUCA
Messenger RNA from Phascolarctos cinereus (koala), 2109 nucleotides. It is a transcript of the gene PAQR6, whose product is annotated as progestin and adipoQ receptor family member 6. The record is from RefSeq and is a predicted model, not a curated record. Gene Ontology annotation, cellular component: membrane. Lineage: Eukaryota; Metazoa; Chordata; Mammalia; Diprotodontia; Phascolarctidae. Gene Ontology annotation, molecular function: signaling receptor activity.